Molecule: messenger RNA, 682 nt
Organism: Protopterus annectens (West African lungfish)
Lineage: Eukaryota; Metazoa; Chordata; Ceratodontiformes; Protopteridae
Product: cytoglobin-1-like
Exons: 4
Coding region: 67-465 (132 amino acids)
Biological process (GO): oxygen transport
Molecular function (GO): heme binding; iron ion binding; oxygen binding
Source: RefSeq, a predicted model, not a curated record
CUGCUUCAUAGUUUUAGAAGGAUUUGUUUGAAGUUUGUUUCUGGUUUUCAAUUUAAGUGAACAAAAAUGGUUUUGGCUGCUGAUGAUGUUCAGAAAGCUAGAGGUGUUUGGGAGAAAUUUUAUGUAAAUGCUGAGGAUAAUGGAGCAAUUGUAUUAAGCAGAAUGUUCAAAGAGCACCCACAUACUCUGAGCUACUUCACAAACUUCAAAGAACUACAGUCCACUGCAGGAACUGCAUCAGUUAUAGAACUUGAAGGCCUAUCAGAAGUUCGCACCCAUGGCAAGAAAGUUUUGUCUGCUCUGAAUGAUAUGGUACAGCAAGUGGACAACAUGGAUGCUUUAAAAGCUAUUAUUGAGCCUUUAGGCAAGAAGCAUGCUGUGGAACUGAAAGUGGAUGUAAAGGAAUUUGAAGUUCUACAAAAGUACACAUCCACAAGUUGGAUCCUCUUAUUUACAAUAAAAUGAAGCAAAUAUCUGGAAAUUCAGGCAGUCCUCUUGUCAUACAAUGAUGGGAUACUUUGUGCAAUUCUGGUGGAACUCAUGGCUGAAAAAUGUGGCGAAGAUGCCAAGACAGACUUCAAAAAAGUGACAGAUGUUGUGUGUGAACAAAUCAAGUCUACUUAUUGAGACUGCUGCAGUUGAUACACAAAUGGAUAAUAAAAUAAUGAAACCUCAAACUUGA